This is a messenger RNA of Striga asiatica, 2082 nucleotides long. Lineage: Eukaryota; Viridiplantae; Streptophyta; Magnoliopsida; Lamiales; Orobanchaceae. The record is from the annotation of a GenBank genome assembly.
CCCAACACGAGAAUUGACUUGAUUAUAAAAUUAUAUGUUAGCUCCGUGACUUCGUCUCUCGUUAACUCAACAGUCUGAUUCGUCCCUACAAAAUUCCAAAUUCUCCAUUGAUGAACAACAGCAGCAACAAAGGAACAACUGCUGUUUUUUUUUCUCCAUUUUCAGAAAUUCAAAUCAACACCAAGGAAUUUGUUAACUGUUAAUGUAUCUAUCAGCCUCAAUAAACCCCCCAAACCCAGCAUGGAUCCCCUUCUUCAUCCUCCUCGCGGCCCGAUUUAUGCCCUUCGGGCUGCCCGACCCGAGAAUCUCCGAAGCGGUUUUCAUCUGCGGCCAGACCCAGGUGCCGCCGAACGCCAGCUACGUCCCACUGUUCACGAGCGCCAUGGAGGGCCUCGGGCUGCGGGUGACGGCCGACGAGUGGGGCCAAUACGCCGUCAACUCCACCAGCAUCUCCAUCUACACCUACUUCCAGUGCCACCGCGACCUGUCCCGCGACGACUGCCUCCAGUGCUUCGCCGCCACUCGCACGAGCAUCCCCCGCUGCGUCCCCGCCGCCUCCGGCCGGAUCUUCCUGGACGGGUGUUUCCUCCGCUACGAUAGGUACGAAUUUUACAGCGAGAGCGUGGACGCCGUCCUUGACGGCGUUAACUGCAAUACCUCGCUGGGGGUGGCGGCGGGUGGGGUCGAUUUGGAAUUUGGGGAAAAUGUUGGGGCGUUGGUUGAUAAUCUGACGGCAAGGGCGGUGGCGAACGGGGGUUAUGCGGUGAUGGGGAGCCGGGGAGUGUUUGGAUUGGCCGAGUGUUGGAAUAAUGUUAGCAGGGAAGGGUGUAGGGCGUGUUUGGCAAAGGCGAAUAGAGAGGUCAGAGGGUGUUUGCCGAGCAGGGAAGGUCGAGCUAUGAACGCCGGCUGCUACUUGAGAUAUUCUACCGUGAGGUUCUUCUCUAAUUCGUCCGGCAAGGACGAUGAUACAGGGGCCUCUGGAGCAGGGUUGAUUUUGGCCAUUACUUUGCCUGUGAUGGCUUUUUGUAUGCUUUGUAUUUUCGGUACUUAUGCAGUCUAUGUAAGAUGGAAAAAACGGAAACAAGAACGUGAAAAUCUUGGCAAGAUUUCAUAUUCAUACAACAAAUCGAACCUGAAUUUCAAAUAUGAAACCCUGGAGAAGGCAACCAAUUAUUUCGAUGAUUCGCGAAAGUUAGGCCAAGGAGGAGGAGGCUCUGUAUAUAAAGGAAUACUGUCAAAUGGUAAAACAGUGGCUGUAAAAAGAUUAUUCUUUAGCACAAGACAGUGGGUAGAUGAAUUCUUCAAUGAAGUAAAUCUUAUAAGUGGGAUCGAACACAAGAACCUCGCGAAGCUUCUGGGCUGCAGUAUCGAAGGCCCUGAAAGCCUUCUGGUUUAUGAGUUUGUGCCUAACAGAAGCCUAGAAGAGCACAUUUUUCGUGAGUCUUUAAUUGGGAGGAUGACUAUUAUACGAAUUAUAAUCGAAUCUUGAGUUGGAAGGAAAGAUUCAGAAUAAUUGUUGGGACAGCCGAGGGGAUUGGUUUUCUUCAUGGAGGUUGUGAGCACAGAAUAAUCCAUAGGGAUAUCAAGAGCAGCAACAUUCUUCUUGAUGAGAAUUUCGAACCAAAGAUUGCUGAUUUUGGUCUUGCGCGGUGUUUUGCAGCUGAUAAAACUCAUCUCAGCACGGGGAUUGCAGGCACAUUAGGAUACAUGGCCCCAGAGUACCUAGUAAAAGGACAGCUUACCGAGAAGGCCGAUGUUUAUAGUUAUGGCGUGCUGGUUAUUGAAAUCGUGUGCAGUAGGAAAAACAAUGCUUUUAUGGAGGGAUUCGGAUCCCUUCUGCAAACAGUUUGGGAACUUUUUAGACAGAUAGAUUAUUAGAAGCAGUUGAUCCUUGCUUACAAGGCAAUUUUCUAGCAAUGGAGGCAUCAAAAGCUUUGCGAGUCGGGCUUUUGUGUGCGCAGGCAUCUGUAACCGAGAGGCCAUCAAUGCUGGAAGUUGUUCGAAUGCUCACGGAUGAAAAUUGUGAAAUCCCGGAACCGAAACAACCGCCAUUUUUGCACGCGAGUGCCGAGACAACAAGCU